GUUUAAUAAAGCAGCUACAGUUGGUUGUGCUGCUGAAUGUUUCAAGGUGUCCGGAAUCUACCCAUACAAUCCAGAUAUCUUCACAGAUGCAGAUUUUCUUCCUAGUGCUGUGACCUAAAGAGAAAUGGAUGAUAACCAAUGUUCAGAAUCACAACAGGAGAAUCCUCAAGAAGCAACACCCCAUGAACAGAGAGAACCAGUUAUGGAUAAUGAGCCUCGUGCUUCUGUUUUCAACAAGGAGCCAAAAAAAUCAUCAACUGCGAGGAACGCUUUUACAGCAAUUGAGAAUGUUUCUCUAGUAACAGAAGCUCCAGCCGAACCAGUUCUGAAAAAAAUGGUGGUAUCUUCCAAGUUCCUGCACAGGUACCAUCUUGCAGCAAUGAAUCGGCCGCAAUCAAAUUGAAACUCCAAGAUAUUUGCCCUAUACCAAAAUCAGGUAUAAGAAAGACCGCAAACAAGCGAAAACAUAAGAAAUCUGAAAUACUUAGUGGUUCUUCAUAUAAAGAACAGCUAUUAGUAGAGAAUCAGUUGAAGAAAACUCCUGAGAAAAAAUCCUAAAAAAA
Molecule: messenger RNA, 563 nt
Organism: Acanthoscelides obtectus
Lineage: Eukaryota; Metazoa; Arthropoda; Insecta; Coleoptera; Chrysomelidae
Source: the annotation of a GenBank genome assembly